Molecule: messenger RNA, 1501 nt
Organism: Phyllotreta striolata
Lineage: Eukaryota; Metazoa; Arthropoda; Insecta; Coleoptera; Chrysomelidae
Source: the annotation of a GenBank genome assembly
GCUUAGUAACCUCACAAAUGUAAACAAACAAAUUUUCAAAUUGUACCGACAAUUCUACAAUGUUUUUAAUUUUUAACCACAUAAAAAACCAGUUUGAAGUAAAGUGAAACAUAUCGAAUACAUUACUUGUUAGUAAAUGCUUUAAAUAGCAUAAUGGCGGAUCGAAAGUUCGAUUACACCGACAGACUGAACUUCUUGGGCGAAUGGUUCGAUCACAAAUGCUCCUAUUUGAAACACUUCAUAAUCAAAUUCUACCCGUCCGAUAACACUCUCGAACUCUACGACAAAGACUUGGGAAGGAUGUUCCUGAAGCGCACCAAAAUGGAGGAAAUAACCACCGAAGACAUGUUCGUAGGCAACACAAUCAGAGUGUACGGUCGACAGAUCAAAAUCACGGACUACUUGGACUGUCGCACGCAAAACAACGUCGGCAAAUACCGCGAAAAAACCUGCCUCAUUUUAAAACCGAUGGUACUCGACAAAAUCGGCGAAAUUCUCACAGUAAUCGAACGCAACGGCUUCGCCAUCAGCAAACUCAGACUAUGCUCGAUCACCCGAAAAGAAGCCAUGGAAUUCUACGCGAAACGCAAAGGCGACCCCAUCCUCCCUUCGAUACUCGAAAACCUAGUAUCCGGCCCAGUACUAGCCCUAGCUUUAAUCCGCGAGGACGCCGUCAAGAAGCUACAAGACCUACUGGGCCCCGCUGACCCCGAAGAGGCCAAACUCCGCGCCCCUCACACCCUACGAGCCCUCUACGGCCACUCGCACGAAGCCACCAACGGCUUCCACUGCUCCGAAGCCAUCGAAGACGGCCCCCGCGAGAUCGAGUUCUUCUUCUCGAUAAACGAGCGCUCUCCAGAGCCCGUGGCUCUCUUCGAAAACACCACAUGUUGCUUGAUCAAGCCGCACGCCGUGCAGGAGGGCAACGUCGGGCGCAUCGUCAAGUCCAUAACGGAUUCGCAUUUUAAGAUAACGGGGGCGCACGUGGUGUAUCUGUCGAGCCUCAACGCCGACGAGUUCCUGGAGGUGUAUAAAGGGGUGGUGAGCGAUUACCACGCGUUCAAGGACGGGUAUUUGAACGGGCCGUGCGUGGUGCUGGAGAUAGGGGGUAAAUUGGACGGGGUGGACGCGCAGGAGGAGUUUAGGAAGUUGUGCGGGCCGAUGGAUAGCGAGAUCGCUAGGCAGAUUCGGCCGCAUACGUUGAGGGCCCAGUUCGGCAGGGAUAAGUAUUUGAAUGCCGUGCAUUGCACCGAUCUGCCCGAGGAUGUCGUUUUGGAGCUGGAGUAUUUGUUUAGGGUGCUUAAGGAUGUUUGAGAUUUGUGUAAUAUAUCUGUUUUUGUGCUAGGUAGUCGGUUUUUCUUUAUCCUCUCAUCGAGAUCUACAAUAUGGUAGAAUGUAAAACGGUAAAGGUUUGUUACUACUUACUGAAGAAAUUUGGGUAAAUGUCGGAAUUUUUAUGGUAAUCUGAACUUAAAAUAGCUCUCCUGUAUCAUUAAUAAAC